Mesitornis unicolor (brown roatelo) is the source of this 642-nucleotide messenger RNA. RefSeq names its product ets variant 7 (gene ETV7). The record is from RefSeq and is a predicted model, not a curated record. NCBI's taxonomy places the organism in Eukaryota, Metazoa, Chordata, Aves, Mesitornithiformes, Mesitornithidae. Bases 115 to 642 code for a protein of 175 amino acids. The transcript is spliced from 6 exons. Gene Ontology annotation, cellular component: nucleus. Gene Ontology annotation, molecular function: sequence-specific DNA binding; DNA-binding transcription factor activity, RNA polymerase II-specific. Gene Ontology annotation, biological process: cell differentiation; regulation of transcription by RNA polymerase II.
CCAGGCAGGCUGAGAAUCCAGCCCUCGCUGUGGAGCAAGGACGACGUGAUCCACUGGCUGAGAUGGGCUGAGGAGGAGUAUUCCCUUCGGCAGACGGACGAGAGCAAGUUUGAAAUGAACGGCAAAGCCCUGUGCAUCCUCACCAAGGACGACUUCAGACACCGAGCUCCCAGCUCAGGUGAUGUGUUAUAUGAGAUACUCCAGUACAUUAAGACUCAGAGAAGAGCUCUGGUGUGCAGCCCCUUGCUCAGCUCACCCUUGAGGGAAGCCAGGAGCACAGAGGAAGACUGCAGGUUGCUGUGGGAUUACGUGUACCAGCUCCUCUGCGACAGCCGCUACAAACCUUACAUCAGGUGGGAAGAUAAGGAAGCCAAGAUCUUCCGGGUCGUUGACCCAAAUGGUCUUGCCCAGCUCUGGGGAAACCACAAGAACCGGAUGAACAUGACAUAUGAGAAGAUGUCACGAGCGCUCAGACAUUACUACAAACUCAACAUCAUCAAAAAGGAGCCGGGGCAGAAGCUGUUGUACAGGUUUUUGAAGACCCCUGGGGAGAUCGUCCAUGAGAAAUCCAGCAAACUGGAGCAGCUGGAGAAUGAGGACCACGAGGACUUCAAAGAUGACCCACUGGAGGUUUCGCCAUAG